GUGAACAUCACUCACCAAGUGCUUUCCCUCCGCCUCCCAUUGUUCACAGUCGCCCUCGCUCCCGCUUUUCUGUCUGUCUUGCUAGUAUCAAUAAUGAGUAGCUGCAUACUAGAGCCCGACGUAGUCACGGUUGAAUACGAGAUUGCUGGCGCGUCCGAGCACAGCGGCUCAUACGUAGCCGAGAACAUCCUUCAUGAUAGGCCCCGCGACCAGACCAGCAGAUGGAGUGGCGCAAUCUCUGCAUCCAAUACGAAGCAGUGGAUAAGGCUGCGUCUGAAGAACCCGUGUGUUCUCAGGAGCAUCACUUUUGGAAAGUUCUAUAAGACACACCCAUGUAACAUGAAAGAAUUCAAGGUUCUGAUUGGUCUCACCGAAGGCAAUAUGACUGAGGUUCUCCAAGCUGGCCUGAAGAACGACUCCACACCUGAGACCUUCUCUAUCAAGUCUACCAACCGUGUCGGAAUGCCCUUCCCAACGAAAUUCAUCGAGGUUGUACCUCUGUCUGCGCACGGUCAGAGCUUCAACACCUCAAUAUGGCACAUCUCAUUAUCAGGCAUCACUGAUGAGGCAUAUGUCGAGCGCAUCCGCCUGAAGCAUCAAGAGUACCGCGAAACCGUCACCCUGCGCCAGAUCCUCAAGCACCUCCGCCAACGCCGCUUCCUAACCCCCGUUAAUCAGAUUCUUGCCCGCUCCGGUUUGCAGCUAGAACACCCACUGAUCACCUCCCUCCACUCCGCUUUUGUCCUCAACGGUGCUUGGGCAGAGGCCGAGAAGCUCAUACGCGACUGUGCCGACGCUGGGCUACUUCGUGGCUACCGCCACGCGUGCCAGACGCGCAUGCGCUGGACGCAGAUACGCGGGCUCGACCCAGACGGCGACGUGCCUUGCCGCCGUGGAGGACAUGCAAUGUGCAUUGACGAGGACGCUGGGCUCAUAUACCUCUUUGGCGGAUGGGACGGGCAGCGGUCCCUCGACGACUUAUGGGUGUACGACAUCGCGAAGGACGUGUGGAAGUGCUUGAGCGUGGCAACGUCGCGAGAGAAGAACGGACCGGGUCCGAGAGCGUGCCAUAAGAUGGUAUUUGAUAGCAAGACUGGUUCGAUCUACCUCUUGGGAAGGCUGAGCGAGGGCGACGGUGACGGGAUGGAGAAUCACCGGAGGCAUUCCAUGCCGGAGAUGAGGACGGAGGGACACAGGGAUGCUCGGCCGCCGUGGCUGCAUGCCGCGGAAGUCGGAGCUGAUCCUCCUGGUCUGGAGCCGGGGGCGGCGACGAUCUUCGGUUCGGCAUACCCAUCCCAGUGCUCCGAGUUCUACAGGUACCACACGCGAGGCUUGGACGCCGGAAAUUGGGAUUUGCUGACGUUCGAUACGGCUUCGUCAGGCGGACCGCCGCUGGUUUUCGACCACCAGAUGGCCAUUGACAGCGAUGCUCAGAUGAUAUAUGUCUCUGGUGGACGGGUUCACGAGGGCGAGGGGGAGAUGUUGAAGUUCUCCGGUCUUUACAGUUACGACAUCCGGACAAGCAAAUGGAAGAUGUACAAUAACACUGACGUCUAUGCGUCGCAUCCAUACAUUCCUCCGCGAUGGGGACACUCCAUGGUCCUAGAUCCCAAAUCCCAAACGCUCUUCAUAUUCGGCGGCCAACGAGAUGAUCGAUACCUUUCCGACAUGUAUGCGUUCCAUAUACCCACCAGUACGGUUACGGAGGUCUUCUCAAACUUCACCUCUGCGGGAGGCCCCGAUCCUUGCUUCACGCAACGGGCGGUCAUAGACAUUGAGAAGCAGGAGGUCUAUGUCCUCUGUGGACUGACCCGUCUCCGACCAACAAUACCACCCGUCCUGGAAACCGAGUCGCCGUACUGGAUAUACCGCUAUGACCGCCCUGAGCUUCCUGGGAAGUGGUCCAAGAUCCUUCCGGAGAAGGACGCCGUGGACGAAACUUGCCCACACCCCCGAUACGCGCAUCAGGCGGUGUACGACAGCAAGUCAGGGAUCGUGUAUAUGCAUGGCGGGAACGCUGGAUCCAUCGAUGAGGAGGAGUCUGAACUUGCUGAACCACGCCCAUUGUCGUCGGAUGCCAGUGUCGACGCGGAAGCCGUAGCAGUUGCCCCUGGUGGGCUGGGGGAUGGGGAUGUGGAGAGGAGAUUAGACGACUUUUGGAGCAUGGAGAUCCUUCGGCCGAGUAACGAAGAGAUCGUGAGACGGGCGGUGUACGAGAUCAGGCAGCAGCAGUUCCGGGAGAUGUGCGAGGACGGCCCUCCCAUCAAGGCCCUUACGUUCCUCCAGACCCGCGUCUCGUCGGUCGUGAACCACGAGGAUCCCGACGAGGCCAAGGUCUUCCGGGCGCUGCUCUCGGCGCAUCUCCUAGCAGCGCCUCCGCGCCCAGCAACAGCUUCCGGCUCGGGUACAAGCACUCCCUCCAGCAUUGAUGUAUCCGCAGCGGCAACGGCGACCGCCGCGCGCGCAGACAGCCCUCCGCCACGCAAGCGGUCGCGCCCGAGCACGCCUAAUCCCGCUGCAUUAGAAGCGCCUUCCGUCGGUGGCCCGUCGGUGCUCCGGCUGGACGAGGACCCUGCGGAAGAAGGUGGGAGCCCGCCGUCGCCUGAGCGGUACCGCCAGCGGACGGCGAUGUUCGAACAGCUGCUGAGCUUUGUGAACGAGGACGCGAAGCAGCCGGAUCUGAACCUGAUCGAUAUGUUGUCCACGGACGGUUUCAUAAUUUAGCCGCUGGGCUGGAGGAUCGAUUCUCGUCGCGUUGUGUGUUGCAUGUGAUGUUCCCCCUACACACCUGUAGUCUAUCCUCUUUCUCGUUCUGUUGUUUGGCGUUCGUGUAGGCUUUGCGUAGCAUGCGAUAGGGACAUUGGUGCAAUGGAAGAAUACAAGUGUAC
Dichomitus squalens LYAD-421 SS1 is the source of this 2888-nucleotide messenger RNA. RefSeq lists its product as uncharacterized. Lineage: Eukaryota; Fungi; Basidiomycota; Agaricomycetes; Polyporales; Polyporaceae. The record is from RefSeq and is a predicted model, not a curated record. The transcript is spliced from 13 exons. Gene Ontology annotation, cellular component: cytoplasm. The coding region runs from base 94 to 2724 and encodes 876 amino acids. Gene Ontology annotation, molecular function: protein binding.